CCAAGCAAUGACGCGGGAGAACAACGAAGAGGCGGAGACGCUUUGAACUUGCCGCCUCCUAACCGCCUAAAAGAGGAGCAGGAGUGGUGGUGAUGAAGGCUGCUUUCAUUCACUACCGAAAAGGAGGAGGAGCCCACUCGAAGAGCCUGUGGGGAGCGGGUUGUAAGGCACAGAAACGAGAUCGCCUGCUAUGGAUCCAGCCUUGCCAAUGUUAGACGGCAGCAGCAGCUCCAGCACCGUCUUCACCUUUUCCUGAGAUCUCAGGAGCCGACGAGUGGUGGGCAAUUGCUUCACUUUCCAUUUCGUGACCAGCCUCGGGGCCCUGUCUUUACUUCUCCAUCCUUUUCCACUGGCUGUUACUGCCGCUACUGUCCUCUCCCCCGCCGUUUUAUUAGGACCUUAACCGGAUCCAGGCACAGGCGAGGGGGCGGUGGUGGUUCUAUACAGUGAGUCAUCACUAAAGCGCAAGCCCGUUCUCGCCGCUGGUCUACGGUGUUGUAGCGGGGACUGUCCCACGAAUGUUAGCAUUCCUUUUGCUUUGGCUCGGGAUAUCCGUCUGAUGCAAUUAACCUACGGAUUAAAUGAGAAGCGAUGAGCUAGUUAUUUAUGGUAAAGAACCUUCUCGUCGUGGCCUUUUUGCAAGGGAGAAGGGAUCUCAGAGAAUUGAUAUAUUGUACCUUCAACAAACAAAGCUUCUACAAAAUAUAAGCAGCAAAAUGGAAAUGGACUGCCUUCAAGUUGAUCCUGACGUAUGGCUACCCUAUGAAUAGGGCUUUCAUGAAAGAAUACAAAGAAAUCAAGGGAACGCUGAACAAACUUGGAACGCCCCCUACAAAAUAUUAUCACAUACAGGUUUCAUCAAGGAGAUGGGUUGCAAGGGGCUUUUUGGUUUUGCACAGCAAUUGGUUCGUCGGAAAGUGGUGGACUGCACAAGAGAAGACAGCCGGCUCUCCCGAUGCCUCAACACAUUUGACUUGGUCGCACUUGGCGUGGGCAGCACACUUGGAGCAGGUGUUUAUGUUCUUGCUGGGGCAGUGGCCCGAGAAAAUGCAGGACCUGCCAUUGUGAUCUCCUUCCUGAUCGCUGCUCUGGCUUCUGUGCUGGCUGGACUUUGUUAUGGGGAGUUUGGUGCUAGAGUUCCAAAGACAGGAUCAGCUUAUCUUUAUAGUUAUGUGACUGUUGGUGAGCUGUGGGCAUUCAUCACUGGCUGGAAUCUCAUUCUUUCCUAUGUCAUCGGAACAUCAAGUGUGGCCAGAGCAUGGAGCGCAACGUUUGAUGAACUCAUAGGCAAGCACAUUGAAAAGUUCUUUCAGCAGUACAUGUCCAUGAAUGCUCCUGGUGUUCUAGCAAAAUACCCAGACAUCUUUUCUGUUUUCAUUAUCCUAAUCUUAACAGGACUUCUAACUUUUGGUGUGAAAGAAUCCGCAAUGGUUAACAAAGUGUUCACCUGCAUCAACGUUCUUGUCUUGGGCUUCGUGAUAGUGUCGGGGUUUGUGAAGGGAUCAGUAAAAAAUUGGCAGAUCCCAGAAAACAUCACAGAUCUACACAAUGGAACAGCUCCACAACAUGGAACUGGUGGAUUUAUGCCCUAUGGAUUAUCCGGAGUUCUUUCAGGGGCAGCAACGUGCUUUUACGCAUUUGUAGGAUUUGACUGCAUUGCCACCACAGGUGAGGAAGUAAAAAAUCCCCAGAAAGCAAUUCCAAUAGGAAUUGUGGCAUCGCUUCUGAUUUGCUUUGUUGCGUACUUUGGAGUGUCGGCUGCGCUUACCCUCAUGAUGCCUUACUACUUAUUAGAUAAAAACAGCCCCUUGCCAGUUGCUUUUAAGUAUGUGGGAUGGGAUGGUGCAAACUAUGCAGUGGCUGUUGGUUCACUUUGCGCCCUUUCUACAAGUUUGCUUGGAUCCAUGUUUCCAAUGCCUCGAGUAAUUUAUGCUAUGGCAGAAGAUGGGCUACUAUUCAAGAUUUUGGCUCGUGUUAAUGAGAGGACAAAGACUCCAAUGAUAGCUACGAUAACAUCAGGAGCUGUUGCAGCUGUCAUGGCCUUCCUCUUGGACCUAAAGGAUCUUGUAGAUCUUAUGUCCAUUGGGACACUUCUGGCUUACUCCUUGGUGGCUGCCUGUGUGUUGGUACUAAGGUACCAACCCGAGCAGCCUAACUUAGCAUACCAGAUGGCUAGUACAACCGAUGAGGUGGACAACAAUGAGUCUGUGAGCACCAGUGAAUCUCAGACUGCAUUUCUACCUGAGGAAGAGGAGAAGUUCUCCCUAAAAUCAGUUUUCUUUCCCCAAAAUACUGAUCCCUCCAAACCCUCUGGGUUUAUAGUAAAUGUCUCCUCCUGCUUCAUAGGUUUUCUUAUCGUCACCUUCUGUAGCUUGACUGUCCAUGGCAAAGAUGCCCUGAAAAAUGGAACCACGUGGGCUAUCGCUUUGCUUGUUGCACAUUUCCUCAUUUGCUUCAUUUUUACAGUGGUUAUUUGGAGACAACCUGAAAGCAAAACCAAGCUCUCAUUUAAGGUCCCCUUCCUUCCCAUCCUUCCAAUCUUGAGCAUCUUUGUGAAUGUUUAUCUCAUGAUGCAGCUAAACCGUGGCACCUGGAUAAGAUUUGCCAUCUGGAUGUUGAUAGGUCUGGUUAUUUAUUUUGCCUAUGGCAUGUGGCAUAGUGUGGAGGCAUCUUAUUCAGCACCAACAGAUGCGGAAAGAUGUCCAGACAACAAUGUGGACAGUUGCAAAUGAUUGAACAGCCUUGUUAUGCUAAAGGACAGCAGAGCACCCUCUGCAGGGAAGGAUGCUUUCCUUGCUGGGACCUUGAAGUAUUUUAUUCUGUGGAAUAUCAGGUGGGCUCCCAUGACCCGCCACUGUCCCUUUCAGCUUGCUUUUACCUUUGGUAGUGCAGCUAUAAGGGAUCACAAGGAAAAAAACUGGGCCUCUAGCAUACUUCCAACAACACUGUUACCGAUGCUGGCAGCUCUCUCCCACCCUGCCUUCUCACAAGUAUAUGGAAAGGAAACAGCUGAUCCGUGUGCCACUUCACUUCCAGUGCUGCUAUGAGACCAAGCCUUUCAGAGGGUCUGCAAAUUAACUUCCUGGCAUUGUCUGUCUACAAAGACACCUUAUGUUGGACCACUAAAAACCAGGGGCCUUGCCUAAACAACACCACCACCAAAACAUGACCUCCUAUGUGAUAUAAAAAUGCCCUCCUUGCAGGACAAUGAAUCCGAUUAAGAAGAGGACUUGGUGGUCUUAUUUAAUAGAUGUACUUGACUUGUUCUGUGCAGGUAACUCCUGUGCUCUGAUACGCAAUGUUGCAACAAUCUUCUGUAGGGUAGUGGCUUGCAGGCUGAAUUCUCUCUCUUGUGACACAACACAUUUGUUUAGGCAAAUAGCAGAUCCUGCUGCUUAUAAGAAAAGCUUCUAGCUUACGGUAUAAUUCUGUGUAGAAAAAUGGUUUCUUUUUCAUCUCGUGGGUCGGGUAUAAAUCUGUUCAGUUGACUGCAUGGUUUGGGAUGUUGAUCCCAUCCUGUAUGGAAUAUGGUCAGAGUUUAUUGCUUUCCAGUCCUCAUGUUGCUCCUCUGCAUUGUAAGUUUGUGAGGUUAGACCUCUGAUACUCCUUGAAGCUGAGACUAAGCAACUGUAUACAAUCAUCAAAUGAAUCCAUUGUAGAGAUGUGAUAGGAACCCAGAUCUCCUGGGUCCAACUUCAACACUGUCUGUUGUUAUGUUUUUAAAUAAUAUAUUUAAAAGUGCAUCAUUUUGGGGGCGGGGGAGAUUGUGCCAAAUUUGACUUUUCAGGUGCAAAGUAGGAAACAGCCUUAGUUUAUGUCCAUUUGGAGGAUUUGGGACAAAUGCAUCGUCUGUGAAGUCAAAUCUCUUGUGGCUUGUCACCCGUCCUGUGAGGACCAACUCUCCUUGGACGAGAGUGGGCAGCAGGCAAUACUAGAAGCAAAAAUAUCUGUGGGCCAGGGACACUGCCAGUUAAGUGCCGUUCUUGUGCUGUAAGCUGUUUGAGACUCCAGCUUAGCCAUGUUGAACUCCAGAUAGGAUUUUGUGCUGUUUCCAGGAACAGUUGGCACAUCAUAGAACAGAAGUGAUGUGUCCUAAUAAGCAGCAGAAGCCCCGCAGGGAGCUUCUUGCAAUUCUAAAGCCAUCUGUCAACCUUCCCAUCAGGUGGGGCUGGGGAACCAUCGAAGUCUGUUUGUUCCCAUGCGUAGAUUACCCUUUGCCAGGUACUUUGGAGAUCAGCUGGCUGGAGCUGAUGGGAGCUGCAGUCCAAAACAUCUGGAGGGGCACUAAGUUGGCAAAGGCUGGUAUAGACAAAGAGCCACCUCUUUGUAAAAAGUGGGUUUCCAAAAGAAAAAACAUCGAAUUUAUGCAGAUACAUGCUGUAGAGGAAAAAAAUCUUGUAGUUUAUUAUUGUUGUUACUAUUUUUCAUUGCUGGUCUCCUGGAGAGCUGAAUUUAUUUUUAUUUGAUAUUUCAUAGAAUCAUAGAAUAGCAGAGUUGGAAGGGGCCUAUAAGGCCAUCAAGUCCAACCCCCUGCUCUAUGCCGGAAUCCAAAUCAAAGCAUUUUCAACAAAUGGCUGUCCAGCUGCCUCUUGAAAGCCUCCAGUGUCGGAGAGCCCACUACCUCUCUAGGUAAUUGGUUCCAUUGUUGUAUGGCUCUAGCAGUUAGGAAGUUUUUCCUGGUGUUCAGUUGAAAUCUGGCUUCCUGCAACUUGAGCCGAUUAUUCUGUGUCCUGCACUCAGGGACAGUCGAGAAGAGAUCCUGGCCCUCCUUUGUGUGGCAACCUUUCAUGUACUUGAAGAGUGCUAUCAUAUCUACCCUCAGUCUUCUCUUCUCCAGGCUAAACAGGGCAAGUUCUUUCAGUCUCUCCUCAUAAGGUUUUGUUUCCAGUCCCCUGAUCAUCCUUGUUGCCCUUCUUUGAACCUGUUCUAGUUUGUCUGCAUCCUUCUUGAAGUGCGGGGACCAGAAUUGAACUCGGUACUCAAGAUGAGGCCUAACUAGUGGUAAACAGAGAACUAAUACUUCAUGCGAUUUGGAAAAUAUACUUCUGUUAAUGCAGCCUAAUAUAGCAAAAAGUGUCAGCCUCUCCCUGAUUGGCUUCAUGACAAUGCUGUGAAGCCAUUCAGAAUGAAAACAAUGCUUUCCACCUUGCCUCUAGGGCAGGGGUGGGGGACCCUUUGGCCCAGGAGAGGAAUGUGGCCCUCCAUACCUCUCUGCCUGGCCCACUAACCUCUUACUAGCCACCUUCAUUGCCACCCCCAUGUACCCCUGAUAAUAAAGAAGGUGAGCGAGUUCACGGAACUGGACUUUGAAACACUUACACUUAUGCAUGCGCACGUGCACAGUUUCUGCCAGAAACGCUCUAAGAAGAAUUUUUGGCUCAGCCCUACUUUACAACUACCUGCCAUCCUUGUGGUCUGAAAUGCAGUGAGGUAGAUUUCAUUUAGUCUGUGAGGACUGUCAACCACAGAAAAGCGUUUCCAUUGGCCACAACUGGAGGGGCAACGGGUUGAUCUGCCAGUCGGUUGCGGAAUUUGUUUGAAGAUGAAUUUUUAAAAAAGGCCCUCGAGCUGAUCUGACCAGGUGUUAUAGUGGAUUUUUAUAUAUAUGUUUUUGUACCGAUUUGUGUGAUUUUAUUGUAUAUACUUUCUGUUGUACACCGCCCAGAGAGCUAUGCUAGUGGGGCGGUAUAAAAAUUUAACAAAUAAAUAAAUAAAAAAAAAUGCUUUUUUUGCAGCCACAUAACGCUGUUGGCUCAUAUUCAGCUUGUGAUCAAUGACAAUUCCAAGAUCCUUCUCAAAUGUCGUAUUGCCGAGCCAAGUAUUCCCCAUCUUAUAACUGUGCAUUUGGUUUCUUUUUCCUAAGUGUGGAACUUUGCAUUUAUUCCUGUUGAAUUUCAUUCUGUUGUUUUCAGCCAAAUGCUCCAGCCUAUCAAGGUCCCUUUAAAUUUUGUUUUGGUCUUCCAUGGUAUUAGCUGUGCCCCCCAAAUUUGUAACAUCUGCAAAUUUGAUAAGCAUGCCCUGUACCUCGUCAUCCAAGUCGUUAAUAAAAAUGUUGAAGAGCACUGGGCCCAGGACCAAGCCCUGUAUUACCCCACUCGUUACUUCCACCCAGUCUGAGAAGGAACCAUUGAUCAGCACUCUUUGAGUACUUCUGGAGCCAACCGUGGAUCCACCUGAUAGUUGUUCCAUCUAGCCCACAUUUAGCUAGCUUGCUACUCAGAAUAUCAUAGGGCACUUUGUCAAAAGCUUUGGUGAAGUCUAUCUAGUCGCUUCAGAUAUUUAUAUCUAGCCACUUCAUAUAUUGCAGUUGAAGCAAAUUGUGUGGAAAGUAGCGGGACUCAGUAGAAAGGGAAAUCUUUUAUUUUGCAGAAGUGUUAUUCUUAUGUUUGUGUGACGGAUUUCAGAGGUGAAAAUGCUUUGAGGUGUCCUCAAGUGCUGCCUCCCCCCUCCCGUAAUUACUUCUCUGCUUUCAUGUGUCCUCACAACAACCCUGUUAGAUCACAAAUACAGAAGCAGCAUUCCCCUCCUGUGCUGUGUGGGGCUGAUGAGGAGUUAUAGUCCAAUUCAUCAUCUUUGGAAAAGCCUCACAGCACCAGGAAGUAUUGAUUGAAUGAUAAACAAAAGCCCAACUUGUUUUGAGCCACAAGCGGCCCUUCAAGGGAACAUUGAAGGGCAAGUCAAGGAAUCAUGGCGGAUACUUGGACUGUGUAAAAAAGAUUCCUUUGAUUUGAAGGGCUUGCUGCAGCAUGAAACACAUCAGGCCUCGUUUCUAGUCCCCCUUCAUGUAUUGCUUCUGUGAAGAGACAAUGUGGGUAAGAAGGCUCUGUGGGGCCAUGCCACGUGGCUCCUCUCAGUCCUGACCCUCCUAUGCACAUGUCUGAAGUGGGGAAGUCUGUGCCUGUACACAGUGCAUAAGCUUCCUCAGAUCCUAGAAGCCUGCACAAAUAGUAGUCCAGGAUCUGGAAAAGCCUAGGUCUGUAGACUUCCUCACCUCCGGCAUCCAAAUUAACUCUUUCAGGUUGUUUGUUCUUAUGGACCAGUCAGUUCUUCCCCAUGCCAUUUUAAGGAUCAUUCUUAAGGGUGGGAUAUAAAUUAAAUUAAUAAUAAUAAUAAUAAUAAUUCUUUUACUGCAUUCUGUGUUGGAACCUCCAUCUUAAUCUAAUUAGGAUAUUCAUAGUCCCAUUUUACAGAGUUGGUGGCUUAGUUGGAGUUUGAGACCAAAUCCCUACUAUCACUUGGGCCACGGUUGUUUCGAGGCCUGUUGAGUGUGUAACAUUCCUACAUAGAAAUCACUUCCAUGUAGGCUUUUGCCAUGGUCCCGUUGUGUGAAAUUCCUUGUUGCCCAUUCCUCUUUUUCAGCCUUUGCCAGCCAGGUGCUCUCCAGCAGUGUUGGCUGGGGCAGGGGUACCAGGGUUGGCUGUUCUAUAGACCCCUGGAAUGAUUAGUAAAAUGUGCCCUAUUGUGAAACUUCCAUUGAAGAUGGCUCUGAAACUGUUGCUUUCACAAAUGCUUUCUUCUCUGGGAGAGGUUUGAGAGUGAGCAUUAUCAGGCCAGUGCUCUGACUUGCUGUCAGGUUUCUAGUUCGGAUUGAGGUUCUAAUAAUUGACCUAUGCAGUGGGGCCCCAACUUAUCUUAGGAAGUGUCUUCUCUCUUAUGAAUUUGCCAUGAAGCAGCUUAACCUGCUUCCCAUAUUCCACAUGAGCUGAAGAUGAAAUUGCAAAUGGUCUGAGGCAGGUAAUGGCUCCUGGACUCCAGAUUUUGUUCUGAAAAGAGGACCAUAGCUCAGUGGUAGGUAAGAUGCUUUUCAUUCAGAAGGUCCCAGGUUCAGUCCCUGACACCUCUAGUUAAAAAAAAAAAAAGAUCAGAAAGCAGGUGUGAAUAACCUCUGCUGAGACCCUGAAGAGCCACAUUUUGUCAGAGCAGACUUAUUACCAGGCUAGCUGGGCAAGCUGACCUAGCAUAAGACACUUUCCUCUGUUCUGAGCACCAAAGUCUAGACAUUGAUAACAGUUGGAUUUUAGUAACUUUUUUAUGAUUUAGUGCAGCUAUAUCUUUUUGCAUGGUUUCUUAUUUUAGAACUAAUUUUAUGUAUUUAUUUAUCCAAAUAGGAGGGGAAAACAGGGUAAAAAAAUCUUACAAAUAGAGUAUAAUGUGUAUAGAGUAUAAUGUAUCCUGUGUAUCAGCAAAUAUUGUGCGUUUGUGUACACACAGAAGACAUGGUUUCUCUUUUAGCAUGGGAUUCAUGCACGUUCCCUAAUGGAAGUGACUCACUGUAGGAAUUAGGCCCAUGCAUGAAGGAGCACUGAGGGUAGAUGUGACAGAUCAUCUACUAGUGGCUGUCCCUCAUCUUCAGCUUGCUUAAGUACAGGUGCAGGGAUACCUUCUAAGCCAGAGAUGUGAAACCUGUAGCCCUCCAGACGUGGUUGGACUCUGAACUCCAAUCAGCCCCAGCCAAUGUCUAGGGGUGAUGAGAGUUGUAGUCCAGCAACAUCUGGAGGGCCACAGGUUACCAAUCCUUGUUGUAAAUAGUGCUGAUACUGGAGCCAGGUAGACUGGAAUUGCAUAAAUACUGACACCUUCAUUAGGUGAGUUUAUCCUCUUUCCCCAUAGAUGUCCUGCAGAGAGGAGAUGCAGUGCCUGGGAAUGGCACUCGAGGAUGAUUUCACCCGGUCCAUCUGUUGGAUAUUUUCACUGGUACCAACAGCUGUCUCCACAAAUAUUGCUACAUCUCUUUGCUGUGGUUACCUGCACUGUUGCAGCUGGCAAUCCCUUGCACUGUUAAAGGUGGGAGUGCUCAGGAGGUGGGGUGCAAACGCUUACGCUUCUUGGUGUACAGUUUCAUUACUGAGGUGGGGGGAAGACUAGGUAGCCCUCUAGUCUUCUGAAGCCUAAAUAUAAAAAUACAUGAAGCUUGAGUUUAUUGGUGAAAACCUGAAAGAUGCUGCUGUAAGUUUUGCUAUUGUGAAGAACAGGCUGGCAUUUACUGGAGCUUGUCUUUGUAAAUAAGUGGGUAUUAUUAUUAUUAUUAUUAUUAGUUUUAAGAAGAUGGUUUUGUACAGUUGCUGGGACACUUUGUUGUAUAUGAGGCUGUAUUUUCAAGCUUUGCCUUCUAUGUAAUGCUCAGAACAAAAACAGACUGAAGAGGUCUUCUAUCUGUGGAAGCCACCUCUUCUGUCAGGAAUUAUCUCCGUUUUCACUCUCUUUAGAUUCUUUUUCCUCCCCAAAGUGCACGAGCCCAGUGUAGAAGGGGACAUAAGCAAAGGGUGAGUGUACAUAAUCUGCAUUCUGACCCUAUGCAUGUUUUACUUAGGUUGGCCCAGCUGAGUUCAGCAGGACUUACUCCCAUCUGAGUGUGCAUAGCAGUUGAAGUUCUAGGCUAGGAUUACUUGGCCCCCUGCAGCACAAGAACAUAGUUGUAGAUUUGAUUAAUUUCUUCUAUAUAAUGGAAGAGCACUGUCCCAUAUUUUGAAUUAUGGUUGUAUUCCAGCCAUAGAAGGACAGUUCAUUACUCCUAAUGGGCAUUUUUUUCCUCUGAGCUUGCUCAUAUUUAAUAGAAGCUGCAAAGGAUCAGUCUGUUGGGUGAUUAGUGGUUUUAUGAAAAGUAUGGUAGUGUGAAUCAUCCCAGUGUCUAUGGGAUGUAUUGCUAAUGAUUAAAAAAAAUAAACCAAAUUUGUGGGCGAAAGGUAAAUAGUUAAAUAGUAAAUAGUUUGGUUUUCCAGUUUUACUGGGUCUUUGGGUUCCAUUAUCUUCUUACUCAUAGCUUGAUGUUAUUUGUCCUACAUGCUCGCUUCAUGUAGAGUCUGCAUUGUAGACCCAGAAUCCAUUCAGUGUUAAUGUGUGAUCUGCUAUGCAAUCUCCCUUCAUUUCAGUGUUACAUUGAAGUUAAGAGGUUGUGACUAACAAGGCGAACAGUUGGGUAGCAGAGACUUGCAUUUAUAUAUCUGAAACAUCAGUAUUUUUUAAGUGGUAGAUACUAAAAUCAUGUGAAUCCUGAGGGAGUUAGAAAUUGUGCAGACACAAGCUGUCAUCGGGAGACUGUGCUGUGCAUCAUAGGGUUGUAUGCUACUAGUAGCUUGUGGCGUUAACCCUUGCAUAGGGGCCUUUUAUAGCAGCGGGGGAUUCACAUUUCAGUCUGUAUUGCAAGAUGGAUGAAAAGUGCAUUCUUACCCAGACCAUGCAAUGCUCAUGAUGGCAUUGGCGAUACCUGGAUGUGCACCCAAAUUUGAUUCCAAUCCACAUCUGUUGCAUUUUCAGUUCCUAAUAUAGCACCAGGAACUGUGCACAUAUUCAGCCAGUGUAUCCAAUCAUAUAACACCCUAUUGCAUUUGUGGAUGUUACUCCACCAGGUGGAGAUUGCACAAGAGAGCAGGAGAAGGCUUAUAUUUCUGUUUGACCAAACAGGAGUGCAUAUUACAAACUAUCCUUAAUGUAACUUUGGCGAGGCUCCCAAAGGACUUUUGCUGAUAUCAAAGUGUUAUGAAUGCAACAAGCCACACCCAAUUUCAUGUUCAUUAGUUUCUAUUGAAACCAAUUGCAUUUUAUGUGCAUAUCAUCUGCACACACUUGAAGCUAUUGCAUUUUGAACUGUUUUGUAAAAGUUUUACUAUUCAGUGUGAGUUGCAUUACACCAUAGGCGUUCAGUUUAAAGCAAAUGUUGGCAAGUGUUGCAUAUGUGUUUUAAGUCCAGUUGGUGCUGCAGUACCCUCAGGUUAGCAUUUGUUUCCUGAUGCAUCAAGUGUGAGGAUCAGGUUGUAUGUGGUAUGGGAAUGCACUAUUGCCUUCCCGUGUCAAAUGGAACUUCUUCGUCAUUGCUUAGCUGUUGAUCCAGAAACCCUUUUCUUGGCAACUUAAUGAACCCAUCCCGGAAGGCAUUUUCCAAUGCAAAGGUGGUCAGGCAUUUAUUACUAUAUGUACAUCUUUCACAAUUGCUUUCAUAUGCUAGUCCUUGGUGUGUUGUACUUCUAAAGCAGAGGCCAAAUGUUAUGGAACAAUGCCUGUUAAUAAAAAUCUAUACCUAUAUUUUCUCAGGGUUUAUUUCCUCCUACUCUUGGCACAUGUCCCAAGAAAAGGCUAUGUCAAGAUGAUGAAACGACUGGACAGUGGCCUCGUUUUCAGAUAGCAUUAAGUUGUGGUUUGUUUAGCAUAAUUAUUUGUUAAUAUUUGCCCAAACCCACCCCAGCCAGUUAAUUAGGGUUUGCUUGUGCACAACAAAUAAGAAUAUGAAACAAUGGUUUUCAUUACAUCUGAAGCCAUCAACCUGGCUUAUUCCUUGUUUCAUCGCCCAGGCCAACAUACUUGCCCAACUACAAAGGUGCAAAGCAAGAACAUUUAAAAAGCUUAAGCCGCUAUUAGGUGAAACAAGCCAUGGUUACUUUGCUGGUCUGAGAGACUGAUCCUAGUGUCUUGAACAAAUCACAUUUAAAGCAAACCAUGGCUUAGAUCUAUGAAUGAACACAGCCAUUGAGGAAUCUUAUUUCCCAAAUCACAAGCAGCCAUGCCUGUGUUUUCCAAAUGAUGAAAUGGUAGUAACAUGUGUGCCUGAUGGAAUUGGAGGAUUUUCUUUCUUUACGUUGUGCCUUUUGAUGUACGUCUGGUCUCAGGAGCACAAGGAAUGGGUAUGGCACCAUUUUUCAAUUGUACAUUACAAAUGUGUUGGAAUGUGGGGUUUCUUCAGGAAUACAGCUUUUAAUAACCAAGAAGCCAUGAAAGAAUCUGUGCAGAUUUUUAUUGAGUAAUAUAUAAAUAUAUACUUUUUGUUGGCUGGUCUAUUUUUCUAAUUAUUUCCUCAGAAUUUCUUACUGUUGUGAUACAAUUAUUUGACUCUUGAUGCUUACUACAGUUCUUGUUUUCUGCUUGUUCCAGUGGGCAUUGUUUCUGUUUUCUUUAUAUUUUGGCUCCUCUUCCCCCCCCAUAAACCUUUUUUUGUUUUUUAAAUGUGAAACGUUUAUCUAGAGCCACACCCUCUGCUUCAUAGAGACGUUUCUGCUGAGUGACACUGUAAAUAAUGUCCCCCUCAAUGUCAUUUUUGACUUUGGAAAUCGAUUUGUUAAUAUGUGAUACCGCAUUAAAAUGUUUUCCUGAAGUUCAAAUAAAUUAUAUAAGUUUCACCCUUCUUUUUAAU
This is a messenger RNA of Rhineura floridana, 12121 nucleotides long. RefSeq names its product solute carrier family 7 member 1 (gene SLC7A1). Gene Ontology annotation, molecular function: amino acid transmembrane transporter activity. Gene Ontology annotation, cellular component: plasma membrane. The coding region runs from base 867 to 2732 and encodes 621 amino acids. NCBI's taxonomy places the organism in Eukaryota, Metazoa, Chordata, Lepidosauria, Squamata, Rhineuridae. The transcript has 16 exons. Gene Ontology annotation, biological process: amino acid transport; transmembrane transport. The record is from RefSeq and is a predicted model, not a curated record.